CCGAAUCAGUCGCCGUUUGAUCCCAGACACUCGUAGUCUUGUUCCUUUUCUUUUCAUGACAAGCUUGCAUGAUUCUUUGUCCAUAAAUUGAGUUAGAAAUUCAUUCUUCUUCAGGUCAUGCCCGAGUUUCUUCUCCCUAAUCGCCAAUUGAUCUCUGAUUGACUUGAAACUUGCGCCUAUGCUUGACUUUAUGUGCUAGGACCUGAAAUGUGAAAAAGGAACACAACCUAAAAUAGGCCAAAGACGCGAUAAUUAAAUCUCAAACGAUUAAGAAACAAAGGGGAAAACAUGUGCAAAUAUCGAGUCAUCAAGAAUGAUCCAGGCAAACCGGCCGAAUCACCUGAUAGCUUUGCAGCAGUGGAUGGAGAUCAAUCUGUUGCUAAAGACGUGUUCUUUGUCUAUGACUUGGACGAUACAGACACUUCAGAUGAUGAAUAUCAUGCUUCAAGGGACAGAGGAAAAAAAAAACAUCUUCCAUCUCGUACUCGUCCUCGGACUCGCUGCUCAAAUGGCCGUCUAUGCGCUCCUCCGUAGCCAGUCUAGCUCGCUGUUGUCUCCUGAGUUGGCAACAGGUGCGUUCAACCUCUGGAUUCAACGACAGUAAACCUCGCGACUGGCUACGGGUCAUGCACUAUCUGCACACGAUCAAGCAAGCAAACCCGUGAAGGCACAAGUGGGACAAAGCAAACAAUGCGAAAAGAAAAGCUAAAUUAACAGAAAUCACUUUUCUUCAACAACCUAGCCGUCCCCGGCAACGGCGCCAAAAACUUGACUCACUCCUACUGUCACCCUAGAAAAUGGCCAUGUGAAACCACUUCCUAAGGCGUAGUAUAGCGGGUUUGGGUUUUAAUGUCAACCCGGGUCCUAGAUUUGAUGACUACUCGGUGAAUUCUUAUUAUCUAGCAGUGAAACUUUAGUGCAGGUCCAAAUUAACAAACAAGCAAAGCAACUAAACGGUUGUUUUCAGGUUAAGAGAGGUCCCCCGGAUAUGGUUCCCCCUAGACUGCAGUUAAGUCGGAUUGCAAUUACCAAGUUCAAUUUCUAUGAUAGUUAUACUGCGGAAGGUUCUUAAGCAGUCUGAAGUCUCGACUAAAGGUCUCCAGACCCUCUCAAUAUGAGUCUCUAGCGGGCGACUAACCUCCACCAGAGUAAACAGAUUGAGGCCCUAACGAACAAAACCUCCACUACCGAAGUGACUUCGGUACAGAAUAGUGAGUUGGCUCCUCGACUAAAGUCACCAACUCCCUACCUUCAAUCAAGGAUGCUCUAUCAACCUAGGCAGAUAUUCUCAUUCUAGGUUAAAGCAGAAACAACAGGAAUUUGAUCAGGAUUCAAGCCAUUCAAUCAUUCAAACCUCAAUUGAAUAUAAUCAAAUCAUAGAAUCAGUACUUGGGUUCAUACAAUCAGACCUAACAUACAAAUCUAGGGUUUCCCAUGCCCAGAUGAAUGGGAGAACUACGCCAUGGGGAAAGAAGCAAAAGCAGAUUCAGACGCGGAAAUCAUACUGUGAAGGAUGGAUUUCUGCUCCUGGACGUUGAUCGGCACUCCUCCAAGCUCAAGCCAAGCUCCAACGGUGAUGAAGAUCAAGCUAGGGCACUUGGGAACUCUUGUUCGUCGCUUUCUCUCUCUAGGAAUCGCUCUGUCUCUCUAAAACUCGAAUCCCCUUUCUGUUUUGGCUGAAAUGUGCUAAAAGGGCAUCACUGGGCAAAACACGGUCGAGGGCACGGCCGUGUUCUGCUCCAACCCGCCCGUGCCCUUGCCAAGUGUUAAAUACACGGCCCGACUUUUGGGGAAAACACGGGCGUGCUUUUGGUGGACACGGCCGUGUUCUGUCUCAAUCAUGCCCGUGUUUUGAUUUAGUGUUUGACAGACUCAAAUCAAGUCUCGGCAGUAAAAACACGGUCUAAGGAACACGGUCGUGCUUUAAUUUAGGCGUGCCCGUGUUUUGGCUCCAGCUCGACCGAAUGACUUCCGAAUGUCCCGAAACUCGUGCUUAGCCUUUCCUUCACCGUCUGGGACCUGAAAUAUGACAAAGUAGCACAACCCUGCGUAAAAUAGGCCAAAAAUACACGACUAUGCCCCUCAAACAGAUAAGAACUAGGGGUGCAAAUAUGUGCAAUUACAUCGUUAUCAACUCGCUACGACACAACUCCUAACAAAGGCCAAGUGUAACCAAUGAAAGAGACUGCAGUAUAGUGGCUCAAGUGAUAAAUAUCGAAUCCACGGGUCGAGAGUUACUAUUACUCAGCUUCAGUUUAUUAUUUAGCAAACCAGAUUAAGAUGAAAGAACUAAAACUACUCUAGCAAACUACAGUUAAAGUUAAUCUAAUCACAGGUUGGGAACUCAAUUAGGUAUGAUUCCCCCUAGCCACUAGCCAGACUAACGAUUGAUGAUUUCUAACUUGUUUCACUUUCAUUCACAAUGCGGAGAAUCCUUGACUAGACCUUAAGUCUCGACUAAAGGAACAAGGCCCUC
Molecule: messenger RNA, 2476 nt
Organism: Linum trigynum
Lineage: Eukaryota; Viridiplantae; Streptophyta; Magnoliopsida; Malpighiales; Linaceae
Source: the annotation of a GenBank genome assembly